GAAGUUCCUUUGUGAAGAAGUGUCUAACAUCACCAACAUGCGACUGGGUGAUGGUUGGGAGGACAUUCUGCCGUCGUCCUACAAAAAGAAACACAACAUCUUCUUCCUGUGUGGCGACUACGUGGGACCGGCCGUGAUCUCCCCGAAGCACGACAGCCUCAGCGUCAACUGGUGCCUCGGGGACAAGGAUGUUGAAGUUCUGGACAGCAGCGAUGGCCGCAUCGUUGAUGGUUCUCCUUCUGUGAGUGGACCCGACUUCUCCAGCAGACUUUGCAAGAGGGCGCUCUACAGUUACUUCCUCCGAGCUGCAGAGAUCAGCGGGAAGAGCUACCUGCUGAGUCUUCCCGCCUACCACAGCGUCAAGAUGGAAGCCGUCGCCUACCAGAGUGUCAAAGAUCUGGUCAAGGAGCAGUUUCUGAGUAACCAUGCAGGUCCCUGGAAUUCAAAAAGGCUGGUGGACUGCUUCAGCGUUUGAAUGUGCUCCCGCCGAGAAACAGGCCACGCAAAAGUUCAAGUUCCUCUUGAGAUUUAGUUUACUUCUGUUUGCUGUGCUCUUCGUUCAAUACCUUUUUUUAACAGAAAUUUAAAAAAAAAAGUGUUUUACAUAACAUAUUUUAGUUUUCUGUUUGUGUAGGUGUUUGAAAAAAAUAAACGAGACCCUACUGUUCUGCAACACAGUGAAGUAUUUGUUAGCUUGAAAGAGUUGUGAGUGGAAAAACAUGACUUAUGGGAACAGUAAGCCACUGAAGUAGAAUGGAGGAACAUUAUUACCCAUUAUCACAUUUGUAGCCAAAAUGUUUUACUGAUUGACAAAAAGAUGUUUUGAGUUGAUAAAAAUAAAAAUAAUUCUACCCAUGCCUUGUA
Notothenia coriiceps (black rockcod) is the source of this 864-nucleotide messenger RNA. It is a transcript of the gene adad2, whose product is annotated as adenosine deaminase domain containing 2. The transcript is spliced from 3 exons. Gene Ontology annotation, cellular component: cytoplasm; nucleolus. Gene Ontology annotation, molecular function: double-stranded RNA adenosine deaminase activity; double-stranded RNA binding; tRNA-specific adenosine deaminase activity. The coding region runs from base 38 to 475 and encodes 145 amino acids. NCBI's taxonomy places the organism in Eukaryota, Metazoa, Chordata, Actinopteri, Perciformes, Nototheniidae. The record is from RefSeq and is a predicted model, not a curated record. Gene Ontology annotation, biological process: RNA processing; adenosine to inosine editing.